Molecule: messenger RNA, 983 nt
Organism: Penaeus indicus
Lineage: Eukaryota; Metazoa; Arthropoda; Malacostraca; Decapoda; Penaeidae
Product: cryptochrome-1-like
Exons: 7
Coding region: 162-968 (268 amino acids)
Biological process (GO): circadian regulation of gene expression; entrainment of circadian clock by photoperiod
Cellular component (GO): cytoplasm; nucleus
Molecular function (GO): FAD binding; DNA binding
Source: RefSeq, a predicted model, not a curated record
GGUGCGGCGGCGGAAGGGGACCAGCCUCGUCGCGCCUCACGAAAAGCUCCACACACACACAAAAAAAGCUCCACACACGAAAAAGCUCUACACGAAAAGCUCACCCCAGAUAACCUAACGCUGUCGUGAAAAAAGGAGAGGGGGAGGGAUCACAGGCAACAAUGGCUAAGACUUCAGUGCACUGGUUCAGGCAUGGGUUGAGGCUCCAUGACAACCCAGCUUUAUUACACUCUGUGAAAGAUGCCGAAAAAUUUUAUGCCAUAUUCAUUCAUGAUGGAGAGACGGCAGGGACGGAGGUUUCAGGUUAUAACCGCAUGCAGUUUUUGACGGAAGCGCUGUGUGAUUUGGAUGCGCAACUACGGGCAGUUGGUGGUCAGCUGUAUAUAUUCAAAGGAAAACCAGCGGAUGUAAUUAAGAUGCUUCAUACUGAAAUUAGAAUAACUCGUCUGACCUUUGAACAGGACUGUGAGGCGAUAUGGAAUAAACGCGACAAUCAGGUACGCAGUCAGUGCAAAGAGCUCGGCAUAGAGAUCGUGGAGGAAAUUUCUCACACCCUUUGGGAUCCAUUUGAGAUUAUUGAAACUAAUGGAGGUCAGCCACCUUUGACCUACGAGAUGUUUGUGCAAGUGUCAGCAGUAUUAGGUCCUCCCAAAAGGCCAGUACCUGACGUCAAGUGGGAGGAUGUCAUUUUUGGAGAAAUUUCAGAUGAACUUGCCAUGAAGUUGCAGCUAUGUCCUCACAUCCCAACACCCGGGGAACUUGGCUGGAAUAAGGAGUGCGACGAAGAAUCAGCUUAUGUUGGCGGAGAGACGGCUGCUUUAGCGCACCUGCAGAAGAGACUGAAGGUUGAGGAGAAUGCUUUUAGGGACUGCUACAUUCUACCGAACCAGGUAAACCCAGAUAUUCUUGGUGAACCUAUGAGUAUGUCGGCUGCGUUGAGAUUUGGAUGCCUCUCCGUCAGAAGGUGAGUGAUGCAUAUUUCU